AUGUCGAUGAUGUUCUGCAGACUUUCAUGGUCAAUGAGGAGUAUUCAACGAGAGGCUGCGCGUCGAUGGCACCAUACCAGUUUGACAACGGACCUAAUUGAGAACAUGGACAAGAAAGCAACGUGGGACAGAUUUUACACAGAAACUGGCGAUAAGAAUAAAUUUAAGAAUUUCGAAUGGUUCUUUGGUUUUGACUCUGUCCAAGAUUUCAUCCUACCUUUGCUGGACACACAGCCCAAAACCAACGCACCACUACACAUCCUGGAUAUGGGAUGUGGCACCUCUGCUUUAGGACCAUGUAUUUAUAGAGAUUCUCAAAGACAAGUGAAGGUCACGUGUGCAGACAUUUCGCCAGUGGCAGUGUGUCUAAUGCAGGAGCACGCCCAAAACUCGCCGGUUGAGUCAAAAAAUCCACAUUCAACCCUUGUUUUCCAAGAAUUGGACUGUGCAGAGUUAGAGGGACACUUUGGUCCCGGGAGCUUGGAUGUCAUUGUGGAUAAAGGUACAACAGACGCCUUGCUGCGGUCCAGGGAGGGACGAGCGAAAGCCGGACAGAUUGUAAGGCAGUGUUUGUGGGCAUUAAGACAUUCGGGGAGUCUCCUCCAGUUCUCAGACGAGGACCCUGACGCUCGUCUCCUUUGGCUGGAGAAGGAGAUCAGAAACGACGGUGGAGAGGUGCAGGCAGAUGUCUGGGUUCAGGAGAUUGGGGUGCUGAGAGGAAUUUGUUAUUUUUGCUAUCAGGUAACCCCUCACAAGACGGUGUGCUGACACUUUGGAGGACAUAAAGGGGAUCAUGUUAUUAUCUCAUUCCCAGGAACCAAAUGCA
This is a messenger RNA of Chanos chanos (milkfish), 826 nucleotides long. It is a transcript of the gene cskmt, whose product is annotated as citrate synthase lysine methyltransferase. Lineage: Eukaryota; Metazoa; Chordata; Actinopteri; Gonorynchiformes; Chanidae. The record is from RefSeq and is a predicted model, not a curated record. The transcript is spliced from 2 exons. Bases 1 to 768 code for a protein of 255 amino acids.